Mercenaria mercenaria is the source of this 3310-nucleotide messenger RNA. RefSeq lists its product as uncharacterized. The record is from RefSeq and is a predicted model, not a curated record. Bases 38 to 1720 code for a protein of 560 amino acids. NCBI's taxonomy places the organism in Eukaryota, Metazoa, Mollusca, Bivalvia, Venerida, Veneridae. The transcript has a single exon.
UGUAAAUUUAGCGUUACUAUCAGAUAUACUGAAACAAAUGAAAAUGCACAGGGAAUUGGCGCAAAAUAUUUUCCAUCUUUUACUAGUUUUAUCAGCAAUAGAUCUGUACUGUGCAUACAGAGUUGAAGUGACGGUAAAAGACGGCGGAACCUUACAAGCUGUGUCUGAGUUCGAGAUAGUAAAUCACGAUAAUCCUCCAUUUGAGACAGAUUCCGAAGAUACAGUUUAUGAACACGGUAAGAAUUCAUUUUUUAGACAAGAAUCGUCUUCCGAUGGAUCGGAAAUAUUUCUACACACAGACCAGAAAGUUAUAGAUGGCGUCAAUAUUUCGGGGUUUCUCGGUAAUCUUCGUCACAAACGAUCUCUUGAUCGACUUCCGGAAAAAUGUGUCAGAAAUGCAGAAGAUUCUGACUUAUCGAACCAUGCUGUUACUGUAGAAAUUGGCGAGACUAUUCAUUUACCUUGUCACGACUGUCGUGAAGAUAAACAUGAAAUGUUCGAAUCCCUGCAAUGGCUGAAACUAUAUCUUUAUCCUAAUUCUAAUGGAUUGUAUCAUAUCAAAGAAGUUGUGCCAGAUCUACAUGACGAGGAGAAAGUAAACAGGAUAACUUUAACUUUAGACCAUACCCUUGUUUUGAAAAAAGUGCAAAUGUCCGAUACCGGAAGUUAUUUCUGUAUACCGGUUGAUAGGAGCAAUAAUUUCAUGAAUCUGCGGCUAAAAUGGAACGAGUUGCAAGAAUAUAUAGCAAGAGAAUCACACAUGCGGUAUUUCUUUCAUGUAGAUGUGAUCGAUUUGAAACAUGCUGACACGGUAGAUGUUUCUAGCUAUUCAAAUACAAAACCGCUAAAACCGGAAGUAAUACCGAUCCUAAAUAUAGAAAUCACUACAAGAUGGCACGCAUGGACUUCCUGCAGCGUGUGUGGUGAUGACGGUAUUCGAAAACGAAUGGGAAUCUGUGUCGUUAAGAAGCACAAUUACAACAAAGAAGUGAAUCACGACUACCUUAGACAUAUUCUUAAUUUUGCUAAAAAUGGAAUCCCAUGCCAAUCACAGUUUUUACGAGAUUUUCAACAAGAACCAUGGCUUCAAAAACCAAACCAAAUACAAAUUGAAGAAUGCAAUGUACCAUGUCGGGCUUCCAUUUCAAGAAGAAAACGUGGUAUAACUUCUAUGUUUUCAAGAUCAGAGAUUGAAGAUAAAGAGAAGCAGGACAAAAUUGACAAGAAAAAUGCUAAAAAGAAAGCAAAGAAGAAGUCAGUUCGUGUAGGGUCGUAUUUCAUACUAAAAUGUCCCGGAAUUUCGUUAACUAAGACAAUAAACUGGGUGAAUGGUACAAAGCUUGUUCACAUUAUUAAGAUUCAAAAGUUUUCAAAAAAUAGGAUAACAAUAGACAUGUUUGGAAAUUUACACUUCAAGGCGGCGGUAUUGUCGGACAGCGGAAUCUACUCUUGCUGGAAGAAAAAGAAAAUGAAAUUUAAAUACGAGGUGAAAGUUAAAGAAGACAGAAGUGCAGAAAUCAGACGAUAUACUGUGUAUCUGUGUAUUAGUUUUAUAGGUGAUUUUGCAGUCUUUUUUAUUUUAACUAUCAUAAAGUAUUGUCAGAGAAGAGUUCAACAUCGAAGAAGUAAAAAGGCGAAACAGAUUGAAGAGGAAUCUGGCGAAAGUUCAGGCGAUGAUGAUGAAACUAGCUCCUCUAGUGGGACAUCUGACAGUGACUAAUUUACAAAAUGUUGCUGUCAUGCUACAAAAGCUCAUGUACGAUGUCCGUGCGAAAAGUUUAUGUACUUGUUUGUAUAGAGUCUCAUUUUAGUUUGAAAAGCAAACAUUUAUGGUAAUGCUUCAUAUAGCAAUAUCAUUUGUAUGUAUGUAGGCCUCUAAAUUGCCUAGAUAUUAAGAAAGGCCGAAAUUUCAUACGUGUAAUGGUACGGGCACGUGUAUAGUUUUCUAAGCGUCUGAUGAGUAAAAAAAAUAGAACGUAGAAUUUUCGCACGGAGUAACCGUUCAAAAUGCACUCUGAAGUUUUAAACGUUUAAGACUUAUGCGCAAAAGCCAACUUAUGCGGAAAAUUUUGACAAAAAAUAAAUGUUAAGUUCAACGUCAGUUACACUAUGUGUGGAGCUUAACUUACAUUGAUAUUUAUACAAGUUAUCACAUUAAAUAACUACCUUUUAAACGCCAAGUUAAACUUUUCUGCUAUUUUGCCUUUAUCUAAAGUCUAUAACGGAACUACUGCAACAUGCUAUUCUCAAAGCUAUACAUUGCUAUAACCUUACACACUGUUGAACAAAGUUACGCGAAUUCAAAAUGCAUACGUCAUUAAAUUAUCAGAAAUAUUGUAUUAAGUUUUUAAACUCUCUGGAUUACUUUUGAAGAUAUCGUCAAUAAAUGAUUAGAUAGCCAUUUUUGGCCGUUUGUGAAUUCUGUCGUAAAAUCAAUAGCCUAAUUAUUAAAUGUUUUUGUGUUAAAAGAAACAUACCUGCAUAAUAUAUAUCAAACAUAUAUGUAUCAUACUCUAUAAUACAGAAAUCAGCGUCUACAGAAUAGAUAUAAAAAACCAUGACAGAAUAUCACAUUUUCUCGGGAUUUCUAUGAGAAUGAUAUUAAUGUUUACGUUCUUUGAUUGUACUUCAGAUUUUACCGCUUGACUCACCCAGUAAGGAGGUUUUCCACAUUAUUUUUUUUGUGGUGGGGGUGAGGGGUGUGGGGGGGGGGGGGGUUAAGUUAAACGUUUUCCGCUUUUCAUAAAGGAGGUGAUCCAUAUUUUCCCUCCAUUUUUUAUUUUAGGCACGAUCGACCGGGCACCUGGGAGGAGUCGCCUACCUUUCGCAGUCAGGAUGGCUCCCUCACUAAACAAAAUGCAUAGAGGUUACUGAAUUGACUUAUAUUCUUAUAUUUACUUUUUUAUUUCCAACGAUCAGAAGUAAUCUCUAAACUAGGAAAAUAUGUCAUGAAAAUGGUGACGCGCUUCUGGAGAUGUUCCUACGUUGUCAUCUGGCUAAUGGCGCAAACGAUUGAUCACUCUAAAGUUUAAGCGCCGUUUUGAAACAAGAAAGUUUAGAUAUUGUUGUUGUUGUUGUUUCUGGCUGUUGAUUACGUUGUUUUUUGCAAGAUAGUACAAGUAAUAUGUCACAUUUCAUUUAAUAAAUUUCGCUCUAAAAACGAUCUAUCUGAUAUAUUUUGUACUUUUGUACUAUUACUUUCAUUGUACCUUAGUAAGUGUCUAAAUUGUCAUUACGUGCGUUUAUAUGCGCAAAUGUUGUAUUUAGAUUGCGAAAAAAUUAAAAUCAAAACUUCGAUGACUCAAAUAUU